AACAGAUUUGGUACGUGUUUUCUUUUUUUCUCUUUUUCCCCUGUUUUUCUUUUUUGUGCCCCCUUAAUUCAGAUUUGGCUGCUAUGCCUCAUGUCAGGUUUUGUUUUUACUUUGCAAGACCUUUUUUUUUCACGCACCAAAAUCAACAGCUUUGAUUGGAUACCUUUUUUUUAUUGACAGCUUUGCUUCCCAUCUUUGUGGCAAUCCCAUUGGUUCCUCUUCGUUGUUGAUGUGAUGGACGAGAAAUUCAUAUUCUUGGACUCUCUGUUAAGUGCAAACAGCGAUUAGCAUCGCGGAAUCAAGGAAAUGAUGAUCAAAAACUUUGUCGAUGUUUGGAACGAGAGUGGUGCAAAAGAACAACCUUUCAGCAAUUUUCAUAUUGUCUACCCAAAAGUACCAACUCAAGGAAACAGUGAUGAUUGCGGCAUAUAUGUUAUGAAAUUUAUGGAACUUUGGUCGCAAGGGAGCCAGCAGCCAUGUGUCUUGUUAAGAUCAGAUGUACAGAACUUCAGAGUGAAGCUAGCUAAUCGGUUGAUGUUCUCGCAAGACAACAUUGAAGACCAAGCCAAGAAGUUGGUUAUGACUUUUAGCGAAGCUCAGCAGAGACCAAUCGAAGUGUGAGGCCUUCUUUUCUUAGCGCGCGAUGUGCGGGGUGGUGCAAAGCAAAAACAAGCGAAUUGCCAAGCGAGAGUUGUAGAGAGUGCUAGUUCGAGACUUUUUUUUAUCAUUCCUUGACAGUCAAAAUUUGCUCUGUAAUCUUCUUCUUUUUUUCUGUACACAACUGCUAUACGUUUGGUUCAGCACUUUGCUUAACUUUUCUAGCCAGACUGAUUCAGAGGGGCAGCGUGAUAAUUCUGAUGCUUCAUAUUAAUUGUCACA
Molecule: messenger RNA, 879 nt
Organism: Brachypodium distachyon (stiff brome)
Lineage: Eukaryota; Viridiplantae; Streptophyta; Magnoliopsida; Poales; Poaceae
Exons: 4
Coding region: 307-621 (104 amino acids)
Biological process (GO): proteolysis
Molecular function (GO): cysteine-type peptidase activity
Source: RefSeq, a predicted model, not a curated record